Theobroma umbraticum is the source of this 1314-nucleotide messenger RNA. NCBI's taxonomy places the organism in Eukaryota, Viridiplantae, Streptophyta, Magnoliopsida, Malvales, Malvaceae. The record is from RefSeq and is a predicted model, not a curated record.
CCCUCACGCUGCCUAAAAAGCGCGUGGUCAAUCACACGAGCGCACGAUUUCAAACGGAAGCAGAGAGUUCUUACGAACCUCGUCAAACUCAGUUCACUUCACUCUACGUUUCCUCUCCCACACUCCCAAAAUGGCUCCCCUCUUCCUCCUACUCCUCCUCUCCUCCGCCUUCACCUCCACCGCCACCACCGUAUACCCUUCCAUCCCCGGCACGGAUUCCACCACCGACUGUGGCCUCUCGGGAGGAGACGAGAAUCUGAUUCCCAUCCGUCGCGAAGUCUACGGUAAUGGCCGAAUAUUCGACAUCAGCCAUAGGUACACCGCCGACAUGCCGUCGUGGGAAUCCAAAGAUGGCAUAGGACAGUUCCUUUGGUUGCCUAAAAGCAUGAAGAACGGUUCCCUCGCUAAUAAUUCCGAGAUGAAGCUUCCCACUCACACCGGCACGCACCUCGACGCUCCCGGCCACGUCAUUGAUCGGUACUUCGAUGCCGGCUUCGAUGUGGACACUCUUGAUUUGGAAGUACUUAACGGUCCUGCACUGCUGGUAGAUGUUCCAAGGGACAAAAAUAUAACCGCUGAGGUUAUGGAGUCUUUCAAAAUACUUAAGGGAGUACGUAGAGUUCUUUUCAGAACAUUAAAUACCGACAGGCGGCUAAUGUUUAAGAAAGAGUUUGAUACAAGCUAUGUGGGAUUUAUGAAGGAUGGGGCAGAAUGGUUGGUUAAAAACACUGACAUCAAAUUUGUUGGAAUUGAUUACUUAUCUGUUGCUGCUUUUGAUGAUCUGAUUCCAUCUCAUCUUGUUUUCUUAGAAGGCCGGGAUAUCAUUCUUGUGGAAGGCCUAAAACUUGAUGACAUCCUACCUGGGAUAUAUUCGGUUCAUUGCUUACCUUUAAGGUUGCUUGGUGCUGAAGGAUCGCCAACAAGAUGCAUUCUCAUCAAAUGAUAUAUAUUCCUUGCUUAACUUCUUCAAAUGCUACAUGCUUAACUGCUUCUUAUGUUAGGGUAAAAUGAUAGCGCUAAGGGAUAGUGUUGAUCGGAAUAAGACAAAUAAAGGGUUUAUGAGUUAGAACUGAAGGCUGUUCCAUACUUGUAGAGAGGAUGCAGUGCAGAAAUUUAGUUGCAUGGAAGCACACUUUUCUUGUAGUACAUCUGUUUAGCUUUUUGAUUGAUGACAUUAGUAACAUACACUUAUUUGGUAUUGUUUCUGAAUAUCAUGGCUAGAUUUGGUCACUGCUUGCAAUUGUUGGCAAUGAUGUCUAUCAGUCUUCUUGACAUCCCGAAGUAAUUUUGACAGAUCCAUAAUUGGAAAAGCCA